Molecule: messenger RNA, 906 nt
Organism: Acytostelium subglobosum LB1
Lineage: Eukaryota; Evosea; Eumycetozoa; Acytosteliales; Acytosteliaceae
Exons: 2
Cellular component (GO): cytosol
Molecular function (GO): phosphatase activity; magnesium ion binding
Source: RefSeq, a predicted model, not a curated record
CACAAUAACACAAUGACCAAUAAUACUCAGACUCAGACUCAAGAGGCCUCAAUGUACAAGGCUGUGGCCUUUGACUUGGACGGCACUCUGCUCAACUCUGAGAAGAAGGUCACAGAGAAUACAAAGAGAGUGUUACAAUAUAUUAAACAGAAUAAGCCUGGCGUCGAGUUGGUGUUGGCAUCGGGCCGUGCACCAUACUUGAUCAUGCCAACGGAGGAGGCUGCAGGCGUCGAUUGUGAUCUGGUCGGUUACAACGGUGGCAUGUGUCUCUCAAAGAAGAGCGAAGGUCGUUCAGUCAUCUUCUCCAAGCCCAUCCCGCCCACACGUCUCGACAGCAUCUAUCACUACGUCGAAGAGAACAACCUUUGUCUCAAUGUCUACGGCGACGGCAUCGUCUACGCCGUUACCAAGCAAAAGCAAAAGGCCGACAACUAUGCCACACUCACUGGCGCAUCAUACAAGUUUGUCGAUUCCUACUUUGACUUGGCCAAGGACUUGAACCCAAUGAAGUGUUUGGUGAUCACAGAGUCGGAUGAGGAGUGUGAUGCACUGCUCGCCAAGUUGAAGCCAAUAUUCCAUGAUCUGAGCUUGGUCAAGUCAAACUGCUUUGGCAAGACGCUGAAGCAGUAUUAUGUCGAGUUCUUGCAGGCUGGCGUCAACAAGGGACUGUCCGUCAAGCAGUACUGCGACAUCAAGGGCAUUGCCACCGAGCACCUGCUGGCGUUUGGCGACGCCGAGAAUGACAUUGACAUGUUGCAGAUCGCCGGCCACGGCGUGUGCAUGGCCAACGGCAACGACGUCACCAAGAACGAGUCCAACCGUGUGUCCAACUACACCAACGACCAAGAUGGCGUUGCCAGAGAGCUGGUGGAGAUCUUCCAGCUGCCGCAUGAUCUUAUCCAGUAA